ACACAGCUGGACUCCAUAUUUAUGCUGCUGGAGGACAACAUCAUUGCCUUUGUGAAUAACGAGCUGAAGAAGAUCCAGAAGCUUCUGAGUCCAGAUUACCCAGAACGUUCAGAGAGUCAGAGUGAAGAUGAGGAAGCGUUGGAAAGUGAGGAUGGAGAGCACAGGAGGAGCAGCAAAGAGGCAUUUGUGAAGAUCACACUGGACUUCCUGAGAAGAAUGAAGCAGGAGGAGCUGGCUGAGCAUCUACAGAACAUUUAUCAACAUGAACUUAAAUCUGCUCUGAAGAAGAAGUUCCAGUGUGUGUUUGAGGGCAUCCCUAAAGCAGGAAACCCAACCCUCCUGAAUCAGAUCUACACAGAGCUCUACAUCACAGAGGGAGGGGCUGCAGAGGUCAAUGAUGAACAUGAGGUCAGACAGAUUGAAACAGCAUCCAGGAAACCAGACAGAGCAGAAACAACAAUCAGACAAGAAGACAUCUUUAAAGGCUCACCUGGAAGAGAUGAACCAAUCAGAACAGUGCUGACAAAGGGAGUGGCUGGCAUUGGGAAAACAGUCCUAACACAGAAAUACACCCUCGACUGGGCUGAAGACAAAGCCAACCAGGACAUCCAGUUCAUGUUUCCAUUGACUUUCAGAGAGCUGAAUGUGCUGAAAGAGGAAAAGUUCAGCUUGGUGGAACUUGUUCAUCACUUCUUUACUGGAUCCAAAGAAGCAGGAAUCUGCAGCCUGGAAGACUUCCAGGUUGUGUUCAUCUUUGAUGGUCUGGAUGAGUGUCGACUUCCUCUGGACUUCCACAAAACUACAAUCCUGACUGACCCUAGAAAGUCCACCUCAGUGGAUGUGCUGCUGACAAACCUCAUCAGGGGGAACCUGCUUCCCUCUGCUCACCUCUGGAUAACCACACGACCUGCAGCAGCCAAUCAGAUCCCUCCUGAGUGUGUUGGCAGGGUGACAGAGGUCAGAGGGUUCACUGAUCCACAGAAGGAGGAGUACUUCAGGAAGAAAUUCAGAGAUGAGAAGCAGGCCAGCAGGAUCAUCUUCCACAUCAAGACAUCACGAAGCCUCCACAUGAUGUGCCAUAUCCCAGUCUUCUGCUGGAUCACUGCUACAGUUCUGGAGGAUGUGCUGGAAACCAAAAAGGAAGGAGAGCUGCCCAAGACCCUGACUGAGAUGUACAUCCACUUCCUGGUGGUUCAGGCCAAAGUGAAGAAGGUCAAGUAUGAUGGAGGAGCUGAGACAGAUCCACACUGGAGUCCAGAGAGCAGGAAGAUGAUUGAGUCUCUGGGAAAACUGGCUUUUGAGGAGCUGCAGAAAGGAAACCUGAUCUUCUAUGAAUCAGACCUGACAGAGUGUGGCAUCGAUAUCAGAGCAGCCUCAUUGUACUCAGGAGUGUUCACACAGAUCUUUAAAGAGGAGAGAGGGCUGUACCAGGACAAGGUGUUCUGCUUCAUCCAUCUGAGUGUUCAGGAGUUUCUGGCUGCUCUUCAUGUCCAUCUGACCUUCAUCAACUCUGGACUCAAUCUGCUGGAAGAACAACCAGCAACCUCCAGAUUUAAAAAUAAAAAAAAUAUCAAUUAUCUCCGCCAGAGUGCUGUAAACAAGGCCUUGCAGAGUCCAAAUGGACACCUGGACUUGUUCCUCCGCUUCCUCCUGGGUCUUUCACUACAGACCAAUCAGAGUCUCCUACAAGGCCUGCUGACACAGACAGGAAGUAGCUCACAGACCAAUCAGGAAACAGUCCAGUACAUCAAGGAGAAGAUCAGUGAGAAUCUGUCUGCAGAGAAAAGCAUCAACCUGUUGCACUGUCUGAAUGAACUGAAUGAUCGUUCUCUAGUGGAGGAGAUCCAAUGGUACCUCAGAUCAGGAAGUCUCUCCACAGAUAAACUGUCUCCUGCUCAGUGGUCAGCUCUGGUCUUCAUCUUACUGUCAUCAGAAGAAGAUCUGGAUGUGUUUGACCUGAAGAAAUACUCUGCUUCAGAGGAGGCUUUGCUGAGGCUGCUGCCAGUGGUCAAAGCCUCCAACAAAGCAUUACUAAAUAGCUGUAACCUCUCAGAGAGAAGCUGUGAAGAUCUGUUUGCAGUUCUCAGUUCCCAGUCCUCUAGUCUGCGAGAUCUGGACCUGAGUAACAAUGACCUGCAGGAUUCAGGCAUAAAGCAUCUGUCUGAUGGACUGGGGCAUCCUCACUGUACACUGGAAACUCUCAGUCUGUCAGGCUGUCUCAUCACAGAGGAAGGCUGUACUUCUCUGGCCUCAGCUCUGACCUCCAACCCCUCCCAUCUGAGAGAGCUGGACCUGAGCUACAAUCAUCCAGGAGACUCAGGAAUGAAGCUGCUGUUGGUCAGACUGAAUGAUCCACACUGGAGACUGGACACUCUCAGGGUGGAGCCUGUUGGAGUGCGAUGGCUGAUCCCAGGUCUGAGGAAGUAUUCCUGUCAACUCACAAUCGACACAAACACAGUACACAAGGAACUCAAAUUGUCUGACAACAACAGGAAGGUGACACGUGUGGAGGAGGUUCAGUCAUAUCCUGAUCAUCCAGACAGGUUUGAUUACUGGCCCCAGCUGCUGUGUAGAAAUGUUGUGACUGGUCGCUGUUACUGGGAGGUCGAGUGGAGAGGAGGGGUUGAAAUAUCAGUGACUGGCAGAAGAAUCAGCAGGAAAGGAGAGAGUAAUGACUGUGUGUUUGGAUGGAAUAAUCAGUCCUGGAGUCUAAGAUGCUCUGACGAUGAUGGUCCUCAUUCGGUCUGGCACAAUAACAGAUUAACGUGUUUCUCCCCCUCCUCCUCUGUCUCUAACAGAGUAGCAGUGUAUGUGGACUAUCCUGCUGGCACUCUGUCCUUCUACAGAGUCUCCUCUGACACUCUGAUCCACCUCCACACCUUCAACACCACAUUCACUGAACCUCUUUAUCCUGGGUUUAGAGUGUUUUCUGAUUCCACAGUAUUUGUGUGAAAAGUUGAGUCCUAAAGGCGUCCUCCUGUACGAGAAACACUGACCGUUGAACAGUAGUUCAGUCUGUACGUCUUUGAUUCAGAAACGUGUUUUCCUGAUUCAUAGAUUCAAUUCAAUUUCAAUUAGAUUUACUUAUGUACUGCCAAAACAGUCACCUCAAUGUGUUUUAUAUUGUAAGGUAAAGACCCCAAUAUAACUACAGAGAAAAUCCAACAGUCUAAACGACCCCCUAUGAGCAGCACUUGGUGACAGUGGGAAGGAAAAACUCCCUUUAACAGGAAGAAACCUCCAGCAGAACCAGGCUCAGGGAGGGGGGGUCAGAAUGACAAGUUGGGGGUGAGAGAAGGGAGACAGGACAAAAGACACAGUGUAGAAGAGAGCCAGAGAUUGUAGUUGGAUGGUGUAGUGGGAACAUUACUGUCUUUGGAGCAGGAGACCUUACAUCCAUUACUGGAGCCCAGGCUAGACCCCCCCCCAUGCUAACCAAGCUUAUCUUAGAAUAUGUGCGAGACUGAAGCCAUACCAGAUGUUGCCGGGAUUAACAAGGUCUGCAUCCAGUGUUGAGGAACCGGGGCACACUGAUGAUAAGUGGGCUACUGGAACUAUAAGGUUACGCAUAAAUGGAGACAAGAUGAGAAUCGGGAACUGUUGGAAUAAGGGGUUACAUGAAGAAGAUGUGGAACCUAUGGAUUCUUCGAAACCCAACAGCCAAACUGACAUCAAAACAACUUGUAGCUCUAUGUUCCAACAUACAAAGGAAGCAAUUGCUGUCUCAGCUAGAGAUUGAUGAGGUACAACACACAUGGUACUGCAAGGGGGAGCCAGGACAGGGGAGAUUUCAUCAUCCCCAGACACCAAG
This is a messenger RNA of Archocentrus centrarchus (flier cichlid), 3811 nucleotides long. RefSeq names its product NLR family CARD domain-containing protein 3-like. The record is from RefSeq and is a predicted model, not a curated record. Lineage: Eukaryota; Metazoa; Chordata; Actinopteri; Cichliformes; Cichlidae. Gene Ontology annotation, molecular function: protein binding. The coding region runs from base 22 to 2952 and encodes 976 amino acids. The transcript is spliced from 7 exons.